UUGUAUCCCUAAGCUACGCCCUUUACCUAUGCUAGCUACACUACACUACACUUUGGUAAGUAGUGCGUUUCAUUUGUUGGCAAGCAAGCUCACACUAGAAGUGCCAGCUGGCACGCCAUUAAAAAACUCCUUCUGGAAGGGUCAACCUCUCCGUGUCACGCCGUUACAGUGUGACAGUCCGUGAAACGGAGUGGCAUUGCCGUAAUAACACUCAAAACGGAGGGUUUUUGCGUAGUGGGAGGUGCACAUCACAUGCGGCCAAGCUCCACUCUGCACAGAACACCACCGAACCGAAAACUGUGAGCGAUAAGAGCAAGAGAGAGAGAGAGAGAGACAAAGAGUGAUAUACAAGGACUAGAGCUCCUUCGCGCAAAGCAAUGCCUGCAAUCACCUGAAUUCUAUGCUCCUUUUCCCUUUCUCCGCAUGUCUCUUUUACUGUCUUUGUCCCUGAAUAUCCAAGAUCUUCAACGGCAAUGCUAUCUCUGAGAGACAUUUUUCUGAGGAAUGCUUGAUCCGGCCUGAAAUAUUAUUCUACUGUUGAGAUUUCUCUGCUUCACUUUGUCUUGUGUCGUGCGAGUGGAGCAGCCUCUAUUUUCUUACAAGGUUGAUUUGUUGAGAGCAUGGCUUCAUGGGAUCAAAUGGGGGAGCUUGCAAAUGUGGCGCAGUUGACUGGCGUGGAUGCUGUGCGGCUGAUUGGGAUGAUUGUGAGAGCUGCCAGCACUGCGCGGAUGCAUAAGAAAAACUGCCGGCAGUUUGCUCAGCAUCUGAAGUUGAUUGGGAACUUGCUGGAGCAGCUCAAGAUCUCGGAGCUGAAGAAGUACCCAGAAACUAGGGAGCCUCUAGAGCAGCUGGAAGAUGCGCUCAGAAGGUCUUACAUAUUGGUCAAUAGUUGUCAGGACCGGAGUUACCUUUAUUUGCUGGCUAUGGGAUGGAACAUUGUUUACCAGUUCAGGAAGGCUCAGAAUGAGAUUGACAGAUACCUGCGUCUUGUUCCUCUCAUUACUCUUGUGGACAAUGCUCGAGUCAGGGAGAGACUUGAAGUUAUUGAAAUGGAUCAACGUGAAUACACAUUGGAUGAUGAGGACCAAAAGGCACAGACAGUUAUUUUUAAACCUGAGCCUGACAAAGAUGACACUGCUGUGUUGAAGAAAACACUAUCUUGUUCAUACCCUAACUGUUCUUUCACUGAAGCACUUAAAAAAGAAAAUGAAAAGCUUAAACUAGAGCUACAGCGGUCACAAGCAAAUUUGGAUAUGAAUCAGUGUGAAGUCAUUCAACGUUUAUUAGAUGUCACAGAAGUUGCAGCUUAUUCUGUUCCAGAGAAGUGUUUGGCGGAGAAAAAUCACAAGAAAGAGGAAUACAGUUACUCUGAUGCCAACGGUGACAAGGACCAUUCAUCUGAUGAAAAAUACAAUGCAAAAGUUGACAAGCAUUCACCGGCAAGAUAUUCAGUCGCACAAAAGGAUCUGGUAUCAACUGGAGGUUCAUAUCAGCAGGAGGAUUGGCACACUGAUUUACUUGCUUGUUGUUCUGAACCUUCUCUUUGUAUGAAGACAUUCUUCUAUCCUUGCGGGACAUUUUCAAAGAUUGCUUCUGUUGCGAGAAACAGGCCCAUAUCCUCGGGAGAAGCAUGUAAUGACUUGAUGGCAUAUUCAUUAAUAUUGUCUUGCUGUUGCUAUACUUGCUGCGUAAGGAGGAAGCUUCGGAAGAUGUUGAACAUCACAGGGGGCUUUAUUGAUGAUUUUCUCUCUCAUUUGAUGUGUUGCUGCUGUGCCCUUGUGCAAGAAUGGAGAGAAGUGGAGAUCCGUGGGCUUAGUGGCCAUGAGAAGACCAAAACAAGCCCUCCACCCUCCCAGUACAUGGAAUCUUAACUAACAAAUGAUAUUAUCAUUUGGUUGUUUAGGGAUUCAAUGUUCCUUGAAGAGCAUAUUAUAAUUCUCACUGGAAGGCAGGAAUUAUGUAUUUUUAUUCUUACCGCACCUGGCCUCGUUUAACUAUUGUACAGUAGUUUUAUGUUGUUGUACUGGUAAAAGUUGCUUUUAGAUAUAGUAGAUGCCUUGAUGGUGUAUCAUAAACCUAUUUUUUGUUUCCCUGGUUUAAUAUAGUCUGUCUUGAGUUAAUUUCUUGGCAUGCUUUGUCAUGUAUAAAAUUAAAAUAUAUCAUUUGUCGUAA
This is a messenger RNA of Cajanus cajan (pigeon pea), 2172 nucleotides long. RefSeq names its product protein MID1-COMPLEMENTING ACTIVITY 1. NCBI's taxonomy places the organism in Eukaryota, Viridiplantae, Streptophyta, Magnoliopsida, Fabales, Fabaceae. The record is from RefSeq and is a predicted model, not a curated record. Gene Ontology annotation, biological process: cell surface receptor signaling pathway.